CAACGUCCUCCGGGCUCCCAGGCGGCCUCCUGGGGACCCCGCGGCGCCCUCCGCUUCCCCGCGCGGCGCCGGAAGCCACUGGGCCGGCCCCCUCCCCGCGGCGCCCGCCGCCUUAUCUCGGCGCCUCCAGUGCCGCAGGGGGAGUCGCGGGCGCGCCGGGAGGGACGCGGCGGCAUGGGCCGGGGGCCCUGGGGCUCAGGUCGCCCGCCUCGCCGCCUGCUGCGGCUCCUGCUGCUGCUCUGCAUGGCCCGCGGCACUACCGGAGCGCCAAGCGCCCAGGGUUUUGAUGUCUGUGCCACUUGCCACGAACAUGCUACUUGCCAGCAAAGAGAAGGAAAGAAGAUCUGUGUCUGUAACUAUGGUUUUCUGGGCAAUGGUUUGACCACCUGUGUUGAUAAAAAUGAGUGCCAGUUUGGAGCCACGGUGGUCUGUGGGGACCACACAUCUUGCCACAACACCCUGGGAGGCUUCUACUGCAUUUGUCUGGAAGGCUAUCGAGCCACAAACAACAAGAAGACAUUCAUUCCCAAUGAUGGCACCUUCUGCACAGACAUUGAUGAGUGUGACGUUUCCGGCCUGUGCCGGCAUGGAGGACGGUGUGUCAACACUCAAGGGAGCUUCAGAUGCUACUGUAUGGAUGGAUACUUACCAGAGAAUGGGCCUGAGCCUUUCCACCCGGCCAGAGAUGCCACUGCAUGCACAGAAAUAGACUGUGGCGCCCCUCCUGAUGUCCCAAAUGGCUACAUCAUAGGAAAUUACACCUCUAAGCUGGGCAACCAGGUCCAUUAUGGUUGCAAAGAAGGAUUUUUCAGUGUCCCAGAACACACAGUUUCCAGCUGCACAGCCCUGGGCACGUGGGAGUCCCCAAAGCUGAAUUGCCAAGAGAUCGACUGUGGAAGCCCUCCUGAAGUGCACAAUGCCAUCUUGGUGGAGAAUCGCAGGUCCAGCCUGGGUGGCGUGGCUCACUAUGUCUGUCGCGAGGGCUUUGAGAGCCCCGGAGGAAAGAUCACUUCUGUUUGCACGUCGAAAGGCACCUGGAGAGGAAGCACUGUCAAAUGCACAGAAAUGCCCAUAGAGAUUAACGAAGUGUCAGUGUUUAAUAACACUUGUGUGAGGUGGCAAACGAGCUCAGGAGGAAUAAACUCCAAGAUCGAGUAUGUGAUACACAUAAAAGGGCAACGGCUACACCCUGUGGGAUCAGUUCAUGAGGAGAUGGUCAACUUGACUACUGAUAGCAGGACCCCAGAAAUGUGCCUUGACCUGUACCAAGGCACCAACUACACCGUGAGCAUUUCCACCGCCCCUCCCAGGCGCUCUGUGCCUGCCAUCCUUGAUUUCCAGACAGCUGAAGGUGAUCUCUUAGAAGAUGAUGGAAUUUUCAAUAUUUCAGUAUUUAAUGAAACUUGUUUGAAAUUGAACAGGCACGCUAGGAAAGUUGGAUCAGAAGGAAUGUACCAAUUUAAAGUUCUGGGUCAAAAAUGGUAUCUGGAUAGCUUUUAUCAUGCAACAUCAUUUAAUCUCACGACGAAAGAACGAGCUCUGGAAGCGUGUUUGGAUUUGUACCCAGCAACCGAAUAUACAGUGAAUGUCACCCUCCUGGGCUCUCCUGAGCAGCACUCAGUACAGAUAAUGAUAACAACCGCACCAACAGAAAAACAGACCAUCAGUAAUAUUUCAGUAUUUAAUGAAACUUGUCUGAGAUGGAGAAGUAUGAAGACAGCUGAUACAGAAGAGAUGUAUUUAUUUCACAUUUGGGGCCAGAGAUGGUAUCAGGAGGAAUUUUCCCAGGAAGUGAUCUUUAACACCACUACCAGCAGCCAAGCUCCCGAGAUGUGCCUGGACCUGUAUCCGGGUACCGACUACAAUGUCAGCCUCUGGGCUUUGUCUUCAGAACUUCCUGUGUUCAUCUCCCUGACAACCCAAAUAGCAGAGCCUCCACUUCCAGAAGUAGAAUUUAUCGUGGUGCAUGGAGGGCCUCUGCCACGCCUCAGACUGAGAAGAGUCAAAGAUAAAAAUGGACCUAUCAGUACGUAUCAGGUGGUGGUGCUUCCCCUGGCUCUCCAAAGCACAUUUUCUUGUGAUUCCGAAGGGGCUGCCUUGUUCUUUAGCAACGCCUCUGAUGCUGAUGGAUAUGUGGCUGCAGAACUGCUGGCCAGAGAUGUUGCAGAUGAUACCGUGGAUAUAUCUAUUGGAGACAGGCUAUACUAUGGCAAAUAUUAUAAUGCGCCCUUGAAAAUAGGGAAUGAUUACUGCAUUAUAGUACGAAUCACAAGUGAAUGGAAUAAGGUGAGAAGAUACUCCUGUGCAGUUUGGGCUCAGGUGAAAGGUUCGUCACUCACACUGUGGCAGAUGGUGGGUGCUGGCCUGGGCUCCGUUGCUUUUGUGGUCCUUCUUGCAUUCCUCUCCUUCUCAGCAGUGUGAUUGCAGACGGGUGCUCCAUGGGAAGGAUGCCCUGCUGCCAGGGCAGAUGUUCCGACAGCUUCUCAGGUGUCUGCAUGAAGGCCCUGUGUGGCUUCCACCCAGAGGGGUGUGUGGACCUGCAACUUUCUCCAUUCCCAGC
Molecule: messenger RNA, 2560 nt
Organism: Sciurus carolinensis (gray squirrel)
Lineage: Eukaryota; Metazoa; Chordata; Mammalia; Rodentia; Sciuridae
Gene: Susd1
Product: sushi domain containing 1
Exons: 17
Coding region: 175-2421 (748 amino acids)
Molecular function (GO): calcium ion binding
Source: RefSeq, a predicted model, not a curated record